CCAACAACAAGUGGGUUAAGGUUUGGACGCCGCGGCGACAUCUCCACUCCAGUUUCAGCCGCCGCCGGCGAGAGGUGCGGUAAGCUAUGGCGGACUCCGGCAGCCCGAGGAAGCGGGAGGAGGAGGAAGAGGAGGACGAUAUAGUCUGCCUGGAUCCGUCCUUCUUCGUCGACCGCAGCUACGAGAUGACGACCUUCACUUUCGGUUCACAUGAGUUGCGCCUGCUCUGCCUCCGGGCCGCUUCCACUGAUUAUGAUCUUACUGGACAGUUAGUGUGGCCAGGUGCAGUCCUAAUGAACAACUAUCUAUCUGAACACCCUGAAAAUGUAAAGGGAUGUUCAGUUAUUGAAUUAGGAUCUGGGAUUGGCAUUACUGGCAUAUUGUGCAGCCGUUUCUGCGAAAGGGUUGUCUUGACUGACCACAAUGAUGAAGUUCUUGAGAUUAUAAAGAAAAAUAUAGAGUUGCAGUCAUGUUCUGAAAAUGCACAUGCAGUGUUGACAGCUGAGAAGCUAGAGUGGGGGAACUCCGAUCACAUAAGCAGUAUUAUUGAAAAACAUCCUGGUGGAUUUGAUGUUGUUCUUGGAGCUGAUAUUUGCUUCCAGCAAUCUAGCAUUUCCUGCCUCUUUGAUACUGUAGAGAGGAUUAUUCGUACUCAAACCGGUAACUGCAGAUUCAUAUUGGCUUAUGUAUCACGAGCUAAAGUCAUGGAUGGGCUAGUACUCAAGGAAGCUGAAAAACAUGGAAUGUGUGUUAGAGAAGUGGAUGGAACAAGAGCAACCAUCUCAAAUCUUGAAGGGGUCAUAUUUGACAUUUCCCUGAAAUGACACCCUGCCCUUCGACUCUCCUUUCUCAAAAUGCUUCGGUGGUCAUUAGUCAUGAAGAUCUGUAGAAGUUCCUUGUCGCAGGAAAAUCAAAAUUCGACAUGUAUGAUGAGCUGGAGAUGCGGCAGUUGUAUCUCUGCUGAAGAUAAAGCAGUACCAUGUUAACAUCAUUACAGAUGAUUGGCUUCAACGCAUAUGCUGACUUAGUGUGGUUAUCUGCUUUUAACAGCCUUGAUCCUUUUCUCUUAUGAGGAGCGUCUUCACGGGCGCUGGUGCUACAACUUUCUCAGGCUAUCUAUCAGUGAGAUGACCACUCUGAAACUUCUUGUGACAAAAGAGUUGCUGAAAGCAGUGCCAUCGUAUAUGAGUUUCAGGUGCUGGUCUGAAUUCUGAAAAGCUCUGAAUCGCCAUGAGCUCGGGCUUGGUGUAACAUGUAAAACAUCGAUUGAACAGAAACCUUCAGCACAUCCUUCAAAGCAUGUAACAUGGAUCCAAUUUUUCGCCU
Molecule: messenger RNA, 1326 nt
Organism: Panicum hallii
Lineage: Eukaryota; Viridiplantae; Streptophyta; Magnoliopsida; Poales; Poaceae
Product: protein N-lysine methyltransferase METTL21A
Exons: 8
Coding region: 87-824 (245 amino acids)
Biological process (GO): protein methylation
Cellular component (GO): nucleus
Molecular function (GO): protein methyltransferase activity
Source: RefSeq, a predicted model, not a curated record